AGGUCUUACAAACAGAGGACCAUGGGGUAGUUAGACUUCAGACAGCCCAAAACCCGGAAUCCCAUUCCGGUUUCACCCAUUUAAAGCAUCACGUUCUCUGGUCCCUCUGGUCAUUGAGAAAAAAUCUUUUCUCAGAGUCUUGGGGAAUUCUAAAAGAGCUGGUAGGCUCCAUGUAGGGCGUGCUAUGACAGCGUCUUUACUCCUCCAUUCCCGCUGGAUUGACCCGGUGAUGUUUGUCUAUGACAACGGCUUGGAUGAUAUGAGCAAAAACAUGGAAGGAUUUGUGGGAGGCAAUUUCGCUGCUAGCCAGAGCAGGAACCUUAUUGCCCACCCGUCUUCUUUGGCCCCGAGCACAACCUACACGUCGAGUGAGGUGCCAGGAUCGGGCAUGGGGGAGCCUGUCAAACAAUGCAGUCCGUGUUCAGCCGUACAGAAUUCUCCCAGUGCUUCUUUGCCCUAUGGAUAUUUUGGUGGUAGUUACUACCAGUGUAGGAUGCCCAAGUCCUGCACGCAGCCCACCUCCUAUGGGGAAAAAUACAUGGACACGUCUGUUUCUGGAGAGGAGUUCCCUUCUCGUGCUAAGGAAUUUGCUUUCUACCAGGGUUACCCGUCUGGCCCUUACCAGCCUGUACCGAGUUAUCUUGACGUGCCAGUCGUACCUGCGCUUAGCACCCAUGCGGAACCCAGACACGAGUCUCUUCUGCCGGUUGAAACGUACCAGCCCUGGGCAAUCACGAACGGAUGGAGCAGUCCGGUGUACUGCCCGAAAGAUCAAACGCACUCAAACACCUUAUGGAAAUCGUCUAUUCAAGACACUGUGUCGGGUACCGAUGGAGCCUCAGUGCGUCGAGGGAGAAAGAAGCGGGUUCCCUACACCAAGGUUCAAUUGAAGGACCUAGAACGAGAAUAUGCCACAAAUAAAUUCAUUACUAAGGACAAACGAAGAAGGAUAUCUGCUCACACAAACCUGACCGAGCGACAAGUGACCAUCUGGUUUCAAAACAGGCGGGUGAAAGAGAAGAAAGUGGUCAACAAGUACAAGGGCAUCAGUUAGGGUCUGAAAGAAUGAAAAACUGAAAUACCAAAGGGGUGUAAAUGGAAGGACCUUCAACAUUAUUUAUUCUGAAAUCCAUUCCAUCAUCUGUUCCGCGUCAAGAAACUAUGCGGAGAUGCGCAGGAGGGAAAAUGUGUAUUUUGCAUCCCUGUGUUACUACAUAUUGCCAAGACACUGACACUAAUAAAAGGCGAAGACACUGCUCAAGAACUGUGUACCCAUGUUCACCACUUCAUUCUUUUUAAUCUUUAAUGUAGGCCCUAUUUGACAGACGUGGGAGCAAUGUAAAUUGAAUUUUUUCAA
Messenger RNA from Sinocyclocheilus grahami, 1357 nucleotides. RefSeq names its product homeobox protein Hox-A13b-like. Gene Ontology annotation, molecular function: DNA binding; DNA-binding transcription factor activity, RNA polymerase II-specific. Gene Ontology annotation, biological process: regulation of DNA-templated transcription. Lineage: Eukaryota; Metazoa; Chordata; Actinopteri; Cypriniformes; Cyprinidae. The transcript is spliced from 3 exons. The coding region runs from base 185 to 1054 and encodes 289 amino acids. The record is from RefSeq and is a predicted model, not a curated record.